Molecule: messenger RNA, 1523 nt
Organism: Frieseomelitta varia
Lineage: Eukaryota; Metazoa; Arthropoda; Insecta; Hymenoptera; Apidae
Exons: 2
Coding region: 246-1166 (306 amino acids)
Source: RefSeq, a predicted model, not a curated record
UUUAGUUAUUUCAUCCAUAAAUUAACUAGCAACUUUGUAUUUGUAAAAACUUGAUAAUUAUUUUUUUUUUUUAAAGCACUUCUUCUAUUAAUGACUUUUUUCAAAGAUUACAUGCAAUUCGCAUUUUUGUAAUGUAAAAACAUACGAAUGAAUACGAGCAUAAUGAUAACUAACAAUGCUGAGGUAAAGUUGUUAAUUUCGAUAUUGUAAAUUUUUAUACAACUCAAAGAUAUGAACAAUAUACAAUGGCAGAGAAAUUUCGAUCGUUAAUUAAAGUAUUAAGUAACGAGGUAAAUAAACAUCAAUUGUUCAAUGAUGCAACUGCAAGAAUUAGUAGCAUCACUGGAAAAGCACAGGAAAAAUUAAACAAUAUACAAAGUGCUGUGACCUCAAAGUAUGAUGUUCUUGCAAAGCAAAUCAACAAUGACUUAACAUUAAUUCAAAAUGUGAAUGCAUCACAAUUGACACCAAGUCCAUUACCAAAGAAAGUCGUUAUAUGGUGGCAAUGGUAUCAACAAUUAACAGGUUUAGACAAAGUUGAAAUAGCUAGGCAACAAGUGAUUUUUGCACAAGACAAGCUGUUCAAAUGUCAGGAUGAGAGAAGACAGUUGAAUCGCGAAGCAAUCAUAAUUAACGAUAAGCUGAAGGAAAUAUACUCAGAGCUUAUCCGAAUUAAAAGAGAUGAUCCAAAGUAUGUUCAACUGACAAUAGUAGAAAAUAAAAGUCUCCAAGAUCAGACAAGAAUCGUGUCGCAGCUUAAUUUGUUAGAGAAGGAGGAAAAGGAUCACUUCACGUUGUUAGCAACUGCUAUUAAGGAGUAUCACGAUAGUCAAACAACAAGUGCUCAGAAUUAUAAAUAUUUAUCUAUUAUAGCAUCUGCUGUAUUAGCUAUUAUAUCACUGACAGGGUCAAUAAUAUAUAACAAUAGACGAGUAGCUAAUAUACAAAAUGUUUUAUCCGAAGCGCAACAAAAGAAUGAAAAUGUGCUCAGAAGUAAUUUGCUAUCAUUAGAAAAUAGUUUGAAUUCAAUUCGUAAGGUAAUAGAAAAGAAUGACGAACCAAAAGUAGUUUUAGUGAAUAAAGAAUUAACAGAAUUGCAAACGGCUUGUGUUAUAUUUGGAGCAUGUGUUGCUGGCAUAUACAUAUUGAGGUCAAUAAUUGGUUGAAGAUCACCAUGCAAUUCGUAAUAAUGAAUGACUAAAAAAUUAAUAAUAUCAUUUUAUUUGGAAUCAUCUUUUAGUAACAGGCAUUUAAUUAUUUGUAAAUGUUUUAUAAAUAAAUGUACAAUACAUGUAUAUAUUUUAUUAGACAAUGAAAUAAAGAAUGCAUUGAUACAUGUAUCUAACUGGAGAUGUGUUUGUCAUUGUAUAAUUUAGCUGAAUUAUAUCUUAUAAUAAGAAACACAGAGAUUAUAAUAUCUUCAGAAAAAUACACACAUAUAUUUGACAAACUGGACAAAUACAAUUGUUUUACUAAUUUUAUUUUUAAUAAAUCAUCAAUGAUCUGUUAAUAAUUUUCAUAAA